AUGAAUUGGAGUGCCUCACCUUUUGAAUCAUUAUAUAAUUCUAUUGAGGGCGGGAAAAUAGAUGAAGAAUUAUUGAAUACUUUACUUCCUGAUCUUGAAUCUUUAAACCUCAAUGGUGAUAAAGUGAAAAAUGCUACUAGUCGAUCCAAACUUGAGGCCGAUGAGGUCCUAUUACCAGAUGGUAAUGUAUACAAUCUGAGUAAAAAUUUUAUUUAUGCGGCAAUUCAACUAUCAGAUGCUAUGAACCUCGACGAAUUAAUCUGUUGCCAAUUGAUUGUCUCCAGUUUACCAGAUUUGGAUGCUCUUAAUAGCAUCAGUAACAGUAUUGUAUCUUUAGUCAGAAAUGGUAAAGUUCAAUAUUUUAUUAGAAGACAGUACAUCUUACAAAUCGUUGCAUAUAUUGUCAAUUGUCCUCAUUCAACCGAUAAAGUAUAUCAAAAUUUAACAAGGAGUAAUACCCUGACAAAAAAUGUAUUACCGUCCUUUAAUGCAAUCCAUACACAAUUAUCUGAAAUUAAACAAACAAUAAAUAAAGCCCAAAUAUUGGAAACUUACGAUGUCCUGUUUCAACAGGAUGUAAAAUUUAAACGUGAUUUUUUAUUGAAGGAAUACGAUACUUUAAGUCAAAUAUUAUAUGGAUUAGUUGAAAGAGGUCAUUUCAAUAGUAAAGAUGGCAUUCUCCAAAUCAUACAACAUACAGCAGAACUUGAUUCAAAUGAUUUCUUUGUUGUUUACUAUUUAUCCUCGAUUUUCCAUGCAUUUAGAAAUUUAGAUAGAUUCUCUGAUAAUGACGUGUUUGCACUUCAUAAACACUUUUUGCAAGAACUAAAGACAGAAUCCAUUUAUAAAAAGCCUAUUAAAGUUUCGAUAACAUUUGUGUUUCUUUCGUUUUUUAUUAUAUGGUGUAAAGAAGUUCCAGAAUCUAGGACAAAAACUAUUGAUUUCAAAACUGAUAUAGAUGAACCAAUGACAUCGGCAGUUGAAUUAGGCGCAAUUGAACAGUUACUAAUCUUUUCCGCUGAUACUUCGAUUAUAGAAAGAAACAAGAGUAUUGAAUUGUAUUAUAAUAUGAGAUUACUCUUAGAAAGACAUAUUCCAAGGUUAAUUCCAAAGCAACUAAUUGAUAAUGAGGCUGCCUAUAUUGAUAACACAACUGUAGGCAAUAUUAUGACGAAUCCUAUUAUGAGAAACGGUAAUAUAAAUACUAACCAUACCACAGGAACUGGUAACGAUAACUUACUAUCAAAAACAAAAUAUCAGUUUCAUGAAAUACAGAUGUCUCAGGCUACCAACGACCUGUUUGCGUCUACUUUCCAUUCAGUUCUACAAACUAUCAUAAAUGAUUGCGCUUUCUUACUUACAAAGAUAAAAGAUGCAGAAGAGGAUUCAUUAAUGUCUGGUGAAGAUCUAAAUUUAGAUGAUAUAUGUGUCAAGGCAGAUUUAGAGAGAUUUUUUUUAGCAAUCCAUUAUUUCUAUGCUGCAAGACCAGAAUAUUCUGAGGAAUUUUGGAAUGACAAGGAAUCUAAUACAUACGGUUUUAUUGAAUGGGCUUCUAAAAGUAAAGAUAUAUUGAUAAGAUCUUGUUUUUAUCUCAUGAUAGCAAGUUUGUCCUUUGGAUCUAAGAAUGUUCUCGAUGUUUUCCACUACUUUGGGGAAAAUAAUAGUGUUUCUUGGACAUUGAUUGCUACCUGUAUUAAAGACUACGUCAUUAAAAUUAGUGGUUUAGGAAAUGUCAUACAGGAGAGACAACGACUACAGGAUACAUCGGAAAUAAAUAAUGCGGAGGUUGCAUUAGAAGAAGGUUUAAAUGAAGAAACUAUUGUUUUUCUUUCGUCACUUUUCACACUUAUUAGUUCAGUAGCAUCUGAAGUAGAUGAAGACAUUAAACAAAAUUUAUCAAAUUUAUUUACUGAUGUACUAUUUGAAUUUUCAAAACUUGAAACACCAUUGGUAGGGGCCUGUUUUAAGACCCUGAGUUACUUGGUCCCAAAAGAAACAUCGGCGAGAUCGAAAUUCUGGUUCUCACUAGAUUCUCUGAUUUUCAAAUCCUACAGUCUAACAAGCUCUAGUGAGUCCUAUCGUGCUGCAUUUGGUUCUUUCUUGACAAAUUUUACAGAAGUACAAGGCUUUUUACAUCUGUUAGAUAAAUUGAUGCUAAUAAAUGAUGGUUCUCAAAAUUCAGAAUUUUUGAAAUUUGGGACUCUACAAUAUCCAAGUAAAUUGGGGCAAUCUUAUAGAAAGGCAGGUAUUUGGCCUUAUUUUGAUUACAUUUUAAAUGACGUAUUUUAUCCUUCCACACGUAUCGAGAACGAACAUAAAAGAAGAACCAUUUAUAAACCAAUUUUGAACAUUAUCAAAAGCGCCCUUUUCUCAUUUGAUUAUUCAGUCAUCUUAAAUUCAAGUCCUGCAGGUGCUGAUCUAGAUAAAUUGGUCGUAUCUGAAAAUUUUUCUACCUACGUACAAGAAACAUCCGCACCAGCUAUGUUUAACUAUUUAUUCACUGAUAAGGUGUACAAACCCAUCCUAAAUAUUAUUACGUUUGGUAUUGACCAGCUUUCGAUUGAUUUAGAAGGUGGUGAUGAUCAAUUGCACCUUAUUGAACUAGCGGUCACUAUUUUGGACACAAUUCUGGAAUACCAGAAUACAUAUAUUGAAGAAUUUGUUCCUAUAUUUAAAAAACAAAGGAAGGAUGUGUUCUUUGCUCCAAAAGAUGUCGGUCUCCAUGGCCUGCGUAAUUUCUAUGACGCUCUGUUUUUUAAUUUAACAACCAUUGCUCAUCUAGGAUUAUAUGUAGGUGUUGAACAUCACGAAUUGGCAGCCAGGUCUCUAUCUGUAUUAGAUAAGCUUACGAUGUCUUCAAACGCUGCACUACCUGAAUAUUCAAUCGAUGAGAAAGUUUUAACCAUUCUCGAUUCGGUUGACGAAUCCUCCAGAAUAAAAGAUGCUUUUAUGACCCAAAUUGAUACAUCAAUUAGUUCUGGAUAUAAUUUGGAAUUGAAAAUAAAGAUUUUGAAAUAUUUAUCGUCGAGACUUUCUUACUCAAGUGAUAAAGUUACUGUGAGUCACUUACUUCUGGGAUUCCAAGUUUCUAAUGUUAUUUCAGACGGACCCAAUUUAUCCACAUUUAUAAGUUCUGGUGUUUCUCUACUGGAUUCAGUUACCACCUUGUUAGUUAGUUCUUUAAAUUUAUUAACGAGAAGAACAAUUGAUUUCGCUCCAAUGAGACUAGCAUGUCUGAGUAUUGAGAUACUGCUGAAACUUUGUCGAAACCCUAUGACAUCUGAUAUUGUAUUCAGCCACCUGGAGAAAAUGGAACUUUUUUCAUGUUUAAUAAAGCUGGAUCCAGAUGUAACAAAAUACACGUUAUUUAACGGACGCAUCUUUGAUGACAAGGCAAGUAUGAACGGCAAGGCAUUUUUGAAUAGUAAAUCUAUGGGGUCAUUGCUAUCAUUUUUAUGUUACAAAACCUAUGUGAUACAACUUUUGAGUCAAUUUAUUCAUAGAGUAUCGUUUACCGGUACAGAAUCUCAAGUCGCUUCAUAUGUAUCCAAGUUAAUUUCUAAUACCAUUUAUUCUGCAAAAAUAUUUUCAUUUUUUGAUACUUUAAACUAUCCAAGAAUCUCUAUGGAGAAAGAAUCCUCUGACUUGGUAAACGCAUUUUCCGAUCUCACAAUUAAUUUGGCUACCAUAACCUUCAAAGAUGUCUGUGACGAUGAGGUUUUCGACUUUUCUUCAGUAGAAUCGCUAGCAAAACUAUUUAUUGAAUCAAGGGUUCCACCUCAAUCAACAAGCAUGAUUCUAAGCCAAACUGCACCUGACCCAAGAAAGAAAUUUUUGGAAGAUUCUGAGAAAGAACUGCAUUUAGUUAAGAAAAAUGUCACUGGUUUACUAUAUAACAAGCUAUCGGAGGAAUAUCAAUUAUCCAUUUUACAUUCCUGGGUUCAGUUAGUUCAAAUAAUAGUCACUGAUGGAAAAUUGGAUUCUGUAUCAAGAUCAAAGUUUAUUUUAGAAGUUUUCACAGCAGUUGUUCCAAAACUUAAUGACUAUGUUGAGUUUGAUAUAUCCUUUGCAGAAGAGCUUGUCUCUUUAGUUGUGUUCUUAUACGAAGUUUAUGAUAAAGAUAGAUUACUUAUUGGCCAACAGGAGGAAUUAGAUUUCCGUCUAUCAGACAUUUUCAAGCUAUGUAUUCAUGGUAUCCUAUCCCCAAUGACGUCUGUUCCCUUAAGAUCUGAUUUUUACACUUUAACGAAUCAAUAUUUGGUACGUGUGCUAAAAGAUAAACAUGUAGCCAAAGGUGUUUUACAGACGCUACGCAUGAGUUGCGAACAAUUUAUACAGAUUGUUUGUAAUGAUGCUAUAUACGGUCAGGAGACCAACAGGAUUACAAGUAUUUUGUUACUAGACUCCUUAGUUCAAAUAGGUAGCAUAACGCCCGAGAAUUUCAUUCUGGACUCCCUUACAAAGAGUGCACAACUUCACUUGAUUAUUCGUUCAUUGAAGAAUAUAGAUAACAUGUUGGACUCUGCUCCUUACCAAAUCAGUAUUGAUGAUUUAUUAUAUGAAUUAACUGCCUUCAAAACAACAGUAUUCUUUUUAAUCAGAAUUGCCGAAACGAGAACGGGAGCAAAGGCAUUGGUAGAGAAUAAACUAUUCCAAGUUAUUGAAAGUUGCUCUUUCUUGAGAAUCGAUCCAGAUCUUGGAAUGAAUUUGGUAUUUGAUGAGGUUCAAAUAAACAAUUCAAGUGUUGCAAAAAUCAAUAUAAGUUUGGACAAUCAUUUGGUUCUUGAGGAUGCAUCGAAUUGUGUAUCCCUAUUCGAAUUGAUUUCUCCAAUAUUCCAAUUAUUGUGCUGUGUUUUGGUGAGUUCGGGUGAUCAAAAUAAAAAUGUCAUAUUAAGUACCAAGAAACUGUUGAUAGCAUUCAAAAAAUUAUUGAUCGGUAUAUUCAAACGAGAUGCACUAAGCGAAGCUGAAAUACACGACAACAAGGGCUUUUCAUCCGAUUCUCUUAAACUCCUAGUGAAAUUAUCAGUCAUCUUAUGCACGCUGACCGGUUAUCGGGGAGAAGAUAACAACAUAUCUUUUUGA
Molecule: messenger RNA, 5085 nt
Organism: Maudiozyma saulgeensis
Lineage: Eukaryota; Fungi; Ascomycota; Saccharomycetes; Saccharomycetales; Saccharomycetaceae
Source: the annotation of a GenBank genome assembly